This is a messenger RNA of Meleagris gallopavo (turkey), 2690 nucleotides long. The record is from RefSeq and is a predicted model, not a curated record. NCBI's taxonomy places the organism in Eukaryota, Metazoa, Chordata, Aves, Galliformes, Phasianidae.
UAUUUACUAUUGGGAAUGAAGUUAUCUUAGCAGCAGUGGAGGAGAUGAUGCCAAGCUAGAAGAUCCAGAGCAGUGCUAAUGGUCUGUUACUGACAUUGGACUGGUGCUUGGCUCAGCACAGAACUGCUGUGCUGCAUCUGAUGAGAGAAGGCAUGGAGACUGAGGCUCCUCUCUUUCCCAGUGUUGUGGGACUCACUGUUGAAGAGCAACGUUUUGUGCCGUGUUCUGCAGCCUCCCCAAGUCAGGAGUAGUGGAGCCCUUUUAGAUGCAGUAUUGGGUACAAUAACAGAUCCUAUGAAGAUUAGGGAGGGAAAGGAGGAAAGAGGAUAUGACAGAGCAGUGGUCAUUGAGUAGAUGAGCUUUACAAGCAGCGACAGCUACCAAUUAGAGAAUUAUUAUAAUUAGAACUGAUCUUGGAAAUUAAACCUGAAAAAAGUCCCUCUUCAAAAAUCACUGCAUAAGCAGAAAAGAUCCACCUGCAGUAAACACAGCUGCGAGUUCACAACUGCUUUGCAUGUUUAAACAAAUAAACUGCUAAGCAAGCACUUCAUCACUACUGCAACUUGCCAUGUACGUUAAUUGUUCUUGAAGCCACUUGGCUCAUUAAUGUGAUUCUUCUACCUCACUAGCCAUGUGGGGAGAAAAGCUGGAGUGUUCUUUUCCUGAGAAAAAGAUCUUUCCUUCUUUGUAGGCAGCCAUUGUCUCCUUUGCACCAUGCUACUAAAUUAAGAACAUACAGUGAGUUUUAUCAGAAAAUUUGGAACAGCUUCUAGGGUUUGUUUUUCAGUGACUUCUGCCUGUGUGAAAUAAGGUAAGGCUUUGGAGCGCUCUUGUGUGGUUCAGGGGUGUGCACACAUACAGUCUGCUGUACCUAAGAGCUAACUAAUACCUGUGUCGGUAGAAGUACACAGGCAAGGGAGCUUUAAGUUGUACAAUAGUUGAUAACUGGAUUUUCUGAGGGAGUCUACACCUUUGAAACUUCAAAGAUCUUGCAGCAUGUAAUGCUAUUGUGAGCAUUUUAUAGAAGGCAUUCUUCCCCAUUUCCAGCUAUUUCUAUUUAUGUGGUUCUUUGGAUUGUUUUGUGGGGCAGGAGGGUUCCUGGAAUUUAACACUGGAUUCAUAAUAAGAAAAUAAUUUGCUGAAUUUGCCUUAUUUAAUUAAAAACAGAAAUUUGUCUCUCUGUUUUUGCUUUUGUUGCAAAUGCUUCACCUAUAGUUGAAUUCAGCCUUUGACCACCAGAUUUCCUUAAAAUUUAAAGUAAAAUGUUUCCUUCUAUACUUAAUAGCUAUUUAGAAUAAAUGAGAUCUUUAAUAUUAAAAUGUAAUUACCUUUUUUCCCUCUUGCUAGAAACAAUACGUCCAAAAACACCACCUGUAACAAUAAAGCCUCAGAUAAAAUCUCAAGAGGAGGAGGAAGAGAUUUCCACAAGUCCAGGUGUAUCAGAAUUUGUGAGCGAUGCUUUUGAUGCUUGUAAUUUGAAUCAGGAGGACCUAAGAAAAGAAAUGGAGCAAUUGGUGCUAGACAAAAAGAGAGAAGAGACUUCAGUAGUAGAAGAAGAGACUGCUGAUUGGGAAAAGGAAUUACAACAAGAGCUUCAAGAGUAUGAAGUGGUGACAGAAUCAGAAAAACGCGAUGAAAACUGGGAUAAAGAAAUAGAAGAAAUGCUGCAAGAAGAAAAUUAAGCAUUUUCACAAAAUCACUGUAACCCCAAACUUUUCCUGAAAAUGGAUAUGGAUUUCCACUUUCAUAUUUUGUUUCCUAAAGACCUUCAAAAGACAAGAAAAUAUAGUAUUGUAUAAUUCCAUAUUGGGAUACAACCAGUAUUUCUGUUCUUUAUAUGAGCAAUAUCUGAACUUCUUUAUUCUUUUAAAUGAAAGAAAGGAAACAGACACUGCAGGUUAUAUCUAACAAGUAAAAGUGAUAACAUGAAGCAGCUGUUUAGUUUGAGGUAUUAGGUAAUCAAGAAGCUCUGCAAGAUUUCCAAGUCUAAGAAUCUCAAGUUAAGUUUGUCUACAGCCUGUUUGGGAUGUAGAAAUUGAUGUUGUACAUAACUUUGUCCCUGAAAAUAACUUUCUUUGCAUUUACACUCUGAUUCCUGUAUAAUCUGUAAAUGUGUACUAUUUUCAGUUACUUGUAGCUGGUAGUUUUAAGUGUAUUUAACUUCUCCUUAACAUACUUAGCCAAAGAAUGUAUAGAAGACCCCAACAAAUAAUUUCUGAUGUUUAAAAAAAAUAAUUCAGACUCUAAAAGAAUUGCUGACUUAUUAUUGAUCAGAUAUGAUUAGUAGGCAAACAUUCAAGCAUUUAAAUAAGAACCGAGUUCCUACCUGCUUGAAAAACCUGAUGUUUUUAUUAAAUCGUCAUAUUGCCUUUCCCCACAGAGAGAAUUGGUUUUAAUGCUUCCUUUGUUCAAUGACUGUUUUGUUUCCAUUUAAUUUUGCUGAGGAAGAGCAAAUUGAAUGUUUCUCUUUAAGUGCUGAAACAAUUAUGUAGAACUUUGGCUGGUUAUAAUAAUCUUUAUUAAAUAUUGUAGAUAUGUAUAAAGUUGGCUCAUUUAUUUGGAAGGAGGGCAUAUUGAGGGGAAGAUAUUUCAGACUUACACAGAUUUCAAAAGUAUCCUUUCAAACAGUGCGUAAGAUGUGGAAUUUAAAUAAAAAUAGUUUUCUCUAAAGGCUUUUUUAAUUUGUGUUA